CAACUUGCUCCCACCACACCCUCGACUCUAACAGAUGCGUCAAGCCUCAUGACCCUGUAAACGAUAUGUGUGCUGAGUUUCAACAUGUAUCGAAUAUUUAUAGGGCUUCCUGCAUACAUUAAGGAGGUAGCUUACAUUUAGGGCGCUACCUGUAGAAUCGCAACCAUAAAGGCAGUAGUAUGUCCAGCUGGUAAAAGUCAGUAGAAUGGUUGCUACAUAUAUCUAACUUUUAAUGUCGCCUACUAUAAUACUUUUUACAUAUCUUCUUUUAUGCGGCAAUGCUAGCUCUCAGGAGCUUCCCCUAGCGAACACCAACACAAGCACGCCAGAUGCGAGCCAUGUCGAUGUGGAAGCCAGGCAGGGAUGGACAUCGCAAGAUAACAAAAGAGGGACCUUGCAAAUCAUCUGGAGCUGCGCCUUUACGAUGUUUCUAUGCUCCUGGUCGGUGCUAUGCCUAAAUGUGCCUGGGCCUACCGAUUCCCGUUUUAAAGUGUUUCGACGCAAAGUUUACAUCACUGCUCUUGCCUUUCUUGGCCCCGAGUUUAUAUUCCAAAUUGCACUCGGUCAAUUUGUGUCGGCCCGCCAUUCAGUCCAAGAUUUUCAUGCUGCCGGAUACACGCAAUGGACGAUGAUGCACGCAUUCUACGCUGAUAUGGGUGGGUUUAUACUCCACUCGACAGAUUGGGUGCCGUUCCCAAUAGAUGCGAAGCAGCUUCACUAUCUUGUAACUGAAGGCUAUAUCAAGUUUCCGGAGAUAAAGCGAGCGAGGAUUUCGGACAAGAAUAAAGUUGACGGCAUUCUUCGCAUUAUCACUGUUUGCCAGAUCCUUUGGUUCGCUGCCGACAUGGCUGGCCGUGUCUCACAGCACCUAGCUAUUACCUGCGGGGAAUUGACAACUGCGGCUUUUAUUGUCUGUAGCCUUGGAACAACUUUAUGCUGGCUUCAUAAGCCUGCAGAUGUGGCGAUCCCGGAGAUUAUCCACAUGGAAGCAAGAAUCUCCGACAUACUGCUAAAAGCCGGCGACCUUGCUUGCGAGCCAUAUAGCCGUACUCCCCUCGAUUUCAUAAGCCGCAAGGAAUGGCCGUGGUCGCUAUACUGGUCAAAUUGGUUGAACAUCCUUCGAAACCUAGGUCUAGUUGUCGGUCAGCAAGAGCGCCCCAUCAAUCGAUUUGAGAAUACCCGAGUCCAUGAACUGCCCGGUGCCUGUCAUUACAUCUUUUUCGCUAUGACAGCCAUCUAUUGCGGCAUUUUUUUCUGUGGCUGGAACUACAGUUUUCCAACCAACACCGAGUUAAUCUUGUGGCGAGCAUCAGUCGGGACUAUUUUGGCAACGUUAGUUUCGUACUGGGCUGUCACCGAGUUUGCAUUCACGAUAUAUCCAGUUUUCAAAAGACGGUUUUCUCUAGAUUCUCCUGUUACUAUAUCGCCCAAACGAGCUCCCCCAGAAGAUGAAGCGACUAUACUCAGGUGGCUAAUCUCAAAGAUGAGAUAUGUCGCAGCUUGCGCUAGAAAUAACUCAUACCCCCAUGAUCCUGCAAUGAGGUUGCCCUUAAAGGCCAUACUGCCACUGUAUGUCAUUGGGGUUUUCUAUUGCCAUGCUCGGACAUAUAUUUUUUUGGCAGAUAUAAUCCAACUGCGGUCUCUUCCAGCAAGCGCAUAUGAUACGGUUGACUGGAUCCAAGCCCUUCCGCAUUUUUAAAUUAGGGGACACGGCAUUAGAUAGGUAAUUUAGAAAAUGAUAAAUAAGUAUGGUG
Pseudogymnoascus verrucosus is the source of this 1754-nucleotide messenger RNA. RefSeq lists its product as uncharacterized. The record is from RefSeq and is a predicted model, not a curated record. Bases 233 to 1699 code for a protein of 488 amino acids. The transcript has a single exon. Lineage: Eukaryota; Fungi; Ascomycota; Leotiomycetes; Thelebolales; Thelebolaceae.